GAAAUUGUUGGUACAAUUUCUCGUAGGUUGUCUUCACUAUUUACAAACGUCAAUAAAGACCUCAUUGGAAUAGAGACACGCUUACAGGAUCUGAAAUCAAAGUUGAAAAUGGAGUCAGGUGGGGUACGCAUUAUUGGAAUAUGGGGAGUUGGGGGUGGUGGUAAGACUACUCUCGCAUCUGCUGCUUAUGCGGAAAUCUCUCACCGAUUUGAAGCUCACUGCCUUCUUGAAAAUAUUCGUGAGGAGUCAAACAAGCAUGGUUUGACAAAGUUGCAAGAAAAAUUUCUCUCACUUGUUUUGAAAACAAAAGACGUGGUAGGGAGUGAGAUAGAAGGAAGAAGCAUGAUAGAAAGAGGGUUACGUAAUAAAAGUGUUUUAGUUGUUCUUGACGAUGUUGAUGACCUCAAGCAACUAGAGGCAUUAGCCAGAUCGCAUGCUUGGUUUGGUGAGGGGAGCAGGGUAAUAAUCACAACCAGGGAUGAGCAUUUGCUAACCCGCCAUGCAGAUGAAGUAUAUGAAGUGAGUUUGUUAUCAAGUGACGAGGCUAUGGAGCUCUUCAACAAACAUGCAUAUCAUAAAGAUAAACCUAUAGAAGAUUACGAGAUGCUUUCAAAAGAGGUAGUUUCUUAUGCUAGUGGGCUUCCAUUAGCACUUGAAAUUCUAGGUUCUUUUCUAUAUGACAAAAACAAGGAUGAGUGGAAGAGUGCAUUGGCCAAGUUAAAAUGCAUCCCAAAUGUUACAGUCACCGAAAGACUCAAAAUAAGUUAUGAUGGACUUGAACCCGACCAUCAAAAAUUAUUCUUAGAUAUUGCUUGUUUUUGGAGGAGAAAAAUCAUGGAUGAGGCAAUGAUGGUGCUUGAUGCUUGUAAUUUACACCCUCGUAUAGGGGUGAAGGUGUUAAUUCAAAAGUCUCUCAUAAAAGUUGAUUCAGAUGGACUAUUUGACAUAAAAGUAUUUGAUAUGCAUGACUUGGUAGAAGAAAUGGCUCACUACAUUGUUAGAGGGGCACACCCUAAUAAUCCUGAAAAGUAUAGCAGGAUUUGGAAGAUGGAAGACAUAGCAUACCUCUGUGACAUGGGGGCAGAUGCAGUGCCAAUGGAAACUGAAGUAUUAGCUUUCCAAAGUACUAUUGGUCAUCCGGGUCUAUCUGAUGUUGUUGCAAGCAUGAAGAAACUUCGGUGGAUUCGUAUUCAUGGGUAUAUGACAUCUUCAUUCCCAUCAAAUUUUCAGCCAAGAGAGCUUGGUUAUCUACAGUUGAUAUUCAGCCGACAAAAAGAACUGUGGCAUGGGUAUAAGCAUCUACCAAAUUUGAAAAUUCUUGAUCUUACGAGAUCAUAUGGACUAAUCAGGACACCAGAUUUUGACGGCCUUCCAUGUCUUGAAAGAUUGAUUUUAGAGGAGUGUGAGAGUUUAGAAGAGAUUCAUCCAUCAAUUGGAUAUCACAAAAGGCUUGUUUUCGUGAACAUGAGAUGGUGUAGAGCACUUAAAAGGUUUCCACCCAUCAUACACAUGAAAACAUUGGAGACUCUUGAUCUCAGUCGUUGCAAACAACUUCAACAGUUUCCGGAUAUCCAGUCGAACAUGAGUCUACCAAAUUUAAAAAUUCUUGAUCUUCGAAGCUCUCUUAACCUAAUCAAGACACCAGAUUUUGAAGGCCUUCCAUGUCUUGAAAGAUUGAUUUUAGUGGGUUGUAAGAGUUUAGAAGAGAUUCAUCCAUCAAUUGGAUAUCACAAGAGGCUUGUUUGCGUGGAUAUGAGCAGCUGUUCAGGACUUAAAAGCUUUCCACCCAUCAUACAGAUGCAAAUGUUGGAGACUCUUGAUCUCUCUUAUUGCAGUAAACUUCAACAGUUUCCGGAUAUCCAGUCGAACAUGGAUAGCUUGGUAACCCUUGAUUUGCGUCAUACUGGUAUAGAAAUAAUCCCACCGUCAGUUGGACAACUCCCAGGUCUCAAGUAUCUCAAUCUAUCAGGCUGCAAGAACCUUGUAGAAUUGCCAGACCUCCCAUCAAGCAUAGCUAUUCUCAAAGCAGAAGGUUGUGAAUCACUUGAAAGUGUAGGAGAUUUAUCAUACUAUAAAUGGCUGUGGAAAGUCUCACUUUGGGGUUGCUAUAUGUUGAUUGGUGGUGAGAGGGUACUACAUUCUAUGCUUGAGGGAAAUGCAGCUAAAGAUCGCUUUAUGAAUCUCUUACUUCCCGCGGUAGAACCAUCGCCACGUAUUUUUACGAGAUUAGUUACAUUGCAUCUUCCAAGCAACUGGUACAGUGACUUUAGUGGACUUUUAUUAUUCUUACGUGCUGCUACUGCUGAUGAUGAGUAUCGGUUUAGUCAUUACAUAGAUAUUAAGCAGGUGUCCACAUUUGAUUACUCUGAAGAGUCGGAUGAAGAUCAGGAACAAUCAUUCAAGGUGAAGGUGGCUGGCUUUGACUUCGAAAUCACUUAUCGCCCCGGUCAUCACAACGCUGCAGCUGAUGCUUUAUCUCACAUGUCUCAUGCAGCCUUCUUUGCUCACUCUCGUGUUGAACCGUCCUUAAUUGCUACACUCCGGGUGGCUAAUUCUGAUGAUCCGUAUCUCAAGUCCAUUCAAAUGAAGUGCACCUCUGCACCACAGCUGGUCAUAAUUCUGUGA
This is a messenger RNA of Helianthus annuus (common sunflower), 2625 nucleotides long. RefSeq names its product disease resistance protein RUN1. The record is from RefSeq and is a predicted model, not a curated record. NCBI's taxonomy places the organism in Eukaryota, Viridiplantae, Streptophyta, Magnoliopsida, Asterales, Asteraceae. Gene Ontology annotation, biological process: defense response. The coding region runs from base 109 to 2625 and encodes 838 amino acids. Gene Ontology annotation, molecular function: ADP binding. The transcript has 6 exons.